AUGCCUGGCAGGCCAAAUAUCCCAGUCCGACGCUGGGAUGCGGAUACACUUGUUGCACCCGACUGGCUGAACAAUGGCGACAACGCCUGGCAGUUGACCGCCGCAACGCUGGUCGGCCUACAGUCGGUACCUGGCCUCAUGGUCAUGUAUGCUGGUCUGGUGAAAAAGAAGUGGGCCAUCAAUUCUGCAUUCAUGGUGCUGUAUGCCUUUGCCGCCGUCCUCAUAUGCUGGGUGGUGUGGGCGUACAAAGCGUCCUUUGGCAAGAAGAUGCUUCCUUUUGUUGGCGUUCCGGGACCAGCGGUGGAAAUGAAUUACGAGUUGAAACAAGCAUACCUGCCUGCUGCCGGCCUGUCCGCGGCAUAUCCCAUGAGCACGAUGGUUUAUUUCCAGUUCGUCUUCGCUGCGAUCACCUUGGUGCUUAUUGCUGGAGCUGGUUUGGCAAGAAUGAAUUUCUUAGCCUGGAUGGUCUUUGUACCCCUUUGGCUGACACUCAGCUAUACUGUGGGCGCAUUCAGCAUUUGGGGAGGUGGAUUUCUGUACACAAUGGGCGUCUUGGAUUACUCUGGUGGAUAUGUCAUCCAUGUCUCCUCCGGGACCGCGGGUUUUGUUAUGGCUUACUGGGUCGGACCACGUCAUCCACGAGAUCGUACAGAUUUCCAUCCAAACAACGUUCUUCUCGCAUUGGUUGGCGUCGGCCUCCUCUGGCUUGGCUGGAAUGGCUUCAACGGUGGUGAUCCAUACACCGCCUCGCCUGACGCCGGUGCUGCUGUGUUGAACACCAACGUCUGCACUGCGAUGAGCAUGUUGAGCUGGACCCUAAUGGAUUUGGUGUUCUUCAAGAAGCCUGCUGUGAUUGGGGCCGUUCAGGGAAUCAUCACUGGACUAGUCGCCAUCACACCGGCAGCCGGUUUCGUCGGAGGUUGGGGCGCCAUCAUCAUUGGAUUAUGCUCUGGGAUCAUUCCGUGGCUUUCAAUGAACAUCCUCGGCAAGCAGAAAUGGUUCCUGGAAUUUUCAGAUGAUGUCGUUGGAGACUUUCACACGCAUCUGGUCGGUGGCGUCCUGGGAGGAUUUUUGACUGGCCUCUUUGCCACCAGCGAGGGUACGGCAGCUUUCGCUCUCGCUCCGAACGGUGGCGCCAUUGACGGAUAUGGUCGACAAGUCUGGGUACAAAUUGUCGGCUUCCUCUUCGUGAUCGGGUGGAAUAUCUUCUGGACCAGUGCAAUUUGCUUGUUUAUCAAGUAUGUGUUGCGGAUUCCGCUGAGAUACAGCGAGGAGCAGCUUUUGAUCGGCGAUGGCGAAGUUCAUGGAGAGUUGCCAUAUGCAUUCUUCCACGAUGGACGACAUGAUUACGACGCCAAGUAUGGCCAGCCAGACCCGGAAAGAGCUGCAGGAAUUCUGGAGGGAAUGGAAGCUUCGAGGGAGGGUACUAGCGAAGAGGGUUCCAGCGGACAAGCAGCGAUCGCCAGUAAAGCUGACAAGCAAGCAUGA
Messenger RNA from Exophiala spinifera, 1488 nucleotides. RefSeq lists its product as uncharacterized. The coding region runs from base 1 to 1488 and encodes 495 amino acids. Gene Ontology annotation, cellular component: plasma membrane. The transcript has 2 exons. Gene Ontology annotation, biological process: ammonium transmembrane transport. Gene Ontology annotation, molecular function: ammonium channel activity. NCBI's taxonomy places the organism in Eukaryota, Fungi, Ascomycota, Eurotiomycetes, Chaetothyriales, Herpotrichiellaceae. The record is from RefSeq and is a predicted model, not a curated record.